Molecule: messenger RNA, 315 nt
Organism: Elephantulus edwardii (Cape elephant shrew)
Lineage: Eukaryota; Metazoa; Chordata; Mammalia; Macroscelidea; Macroscelididae
Product: complex III assembly factor LYRM7-like
Exons: 1
Coding region: 1-315 (104 amino acids)
Biological process (GO): mitochondrial respiratory chain complex III assembly
Source: RefSeq, a predicted model, not a curated record
AUGGGUCAGGCGGCCAAGGUUUUACAACUCUUUAAAACAUUGCACAGGACCAGACAACAAGUUUUUAAAAAUGAUGGGAGAGCACUAGAAGCAGCCAGACUAAAGAUAAAUGAAGAAUUCAAAAAUAAUAAAAGUGAGACAUCUCCCAAGAAAAUAGAAGAGCUAAUGAAAAUGGGAUCUGAUGUUGAAAUGUUACUCAGGACCUCUGUUAUACAAGGAAUUCACACAGACCACAAUACACUGAAAUUGAUUCCUAGGAAAAACCUUCUUUUAAAUAAUGUGCCAUAUUGUGAUACACCAACUCAAAAGCAGUGA